CGGCGCCAUAUUAAAGAUUUGCUGCUGUUUUCUCCGUGUCGCUGUUGCCAUCUUUCUGUUGCCAGCUGGACUCGGUGAGACCAGAGAGUAGCAAGCAUACCUCCACCAUGGAAAUCGACACACUUCUGGGAGCCUUUAGAGAUUUUGAGAAGAAAGGAGAAAAGGAAACCUGUCCGAUUUUGGAUCAGUUUUUGUCUCAUGUUGCAAGAACAGGAGAAACUAUGAUUCAGUGGUCCCAGUUUAAAAGCUACUUUCUCUUCAAACUUGAGAAAGUGAUGGAUGAUUUUAACGCUUCAUGUCCAGAGCAACGAGGACCUGCCAAUCCAAACGUUGAGUACAUUCCUUUUGAGGAGAUGAAGCAGAGGAUUCUCAAAAUUGUCAAUGGAUACAACGGGAUCCCUUUUACUAUUCAGCGUCUUUGUGAGCUUCUUACUGAGCCAAAAAGAAACUACACAGGAACAGACAAGUUCCUCAGGGGCGUGGAGAAGAAUGUGAUGGUGGUCAGUUGCGUGUAUCCUACCUCAGAGAAAAAAGGUUGUGUAAACAGAAUGAAUGGGGUCAUGUUCCCUGGCAACACUUCAGCUUUUCCUGAUAGAAAUGUGAAUGGUCCAGGAACCCCCAGACCACUAAACAGACCAAAACUCUCCCUGUCCAGCAGCGUAGCUACCAACGGCCUUCCCGACAGCACAGAAAGCAAAGAACAAUCUCCUGACCAAUCAGAGAGAACAGCCAAUGAGUCUUCAGCAUCGGAAGCAGAAGUUUCACAUGGUGGUUCAGUAAAAAGUAAACACUGUGAGGAUGAGGACGUUACAAACGCUGAAACCCACGAAGCAAAGAGGCUCAAGUUUGACGACGAAAACUAUGAAGAUGAAAUGGAGAAGAGGCAGGAGGGAAAGGAGUCGCCAUGUUCGACGGCAACAGAGAGCUCGCCGGAUAUGCCGCAGUCCUCAUCAGAUGUCACUGCAGAAGUAAAGGAUAACAAACAGGAUGAAUUCAACGCUGAAGAUCAAGAACCCUCUAGCACACAGUCAGAGUCUCCUGAAAACGGGUUUGAUAGAUCCUCUUCCGAAGGUUCACCCAGCCCUUCCCACAACGAGGAGUCCGACCCACCAGAACAGGAGCAGCCGAAGAGGGAAGAGAGUGCCGAGGCGCAGCAAACAGAGGAGAGAAACGACCCCGUAAGCAGUAGCAGCAAUAAUAGCAGUGAAGAGGGAGCGUCCAGUCCAGAGACUGCGUCUGCGUGUCCCAGCAGUUCCACAGAGCUGUCAGCAGAGGGCAGUACCACUGCAGACAUCAGCUCGGAUAGCUCAGACACUGCAGAAGACGCCAUGGAACAAGAAUGAAGC
Molecule: messenger RNA, 1346 nt
Organism: Triplophysa rosa
Lineage: Eukaryota; Metazoa; Chordata; Actinopteri; Cypriniformes; Nemacheilidae
Gene: ppp4r2a
Product: protein phosphatase 4, regulatory subunit 2a
Exons: 9
Coding region: 108-1343 (411 amino acids)
Biological process (GO): protein dephosphorylation
Cellular component (GO): nucleus; protein phosphatase 4 complex; cytoplasm
Molecular function (GO): protein phosphatase regulator activity
Source: RefSeq, a predicted model, not a curated record